GCAGGAUACCAAUUCCUACUCCAUUUUGAAUUUCAAAUUCUUCAUGAACCCUUCUCAUAAUGUAUUUGUGCCGUUUCAAAACCAUCGUCAACGGUAAUAUUUUCAUUGAAAAAUACAACACUCUCUUUGAUUUCAAGAAGACACGAAGAACAUUAUCACAGUCUCUUUGAUUUCAAUUUUCAAGAACCCAGCCAUGUAUGAGGACAAAGAGAUCCACAUUCAGGUGAAGAAAACUCCGGCAUUCACUGUACUGAAGAACGGUUCCAUCCUCAAGAACAUCUUUCUUUUACGCAAACCACCUCCCUUCUCCACCGAACAACCUGCAGCCGGAACAUCAUCGAUAAAUCAGGACUCCGAUGAAGAAAUUUUGCUUGUUGGACGACACCCAGAUUGCAACAUUACUCUGGAGCACCCUAGUAUCAGCAGAUAUCAUCUCCGUAUCCACUCAAAUCCGUCUUCACAUACGCUCUCAAUAGUUGACCUAUCAUCAGUUCACGGAACAUGGGUGUCGGGGAAGAGAAUUGAACCAGGGGUUUCCGUGAAACUGAAAGAGGGAGACACGGUGAAGAUGGGUGGUUCAAGUAGGGUUUACGAGCUGCAUUGGGUCCCAUUGAACCAAGCUUUUGAUGUUAAUGAUCCAUUCGUGCCUCCCACCUUCAGAAAACAAGAAGAAACACAGGAUGAAAGUUGCUCGUAUGAUCUUGAGACACAUUCCUCUAAUGAGGAUUUGGAGAGUUCGGAAUUUUCAUUUUCCAACACGAAUCUUCAUUCCUCCUUGGAGAAAUUGAACCCAUCGACAUAUUCAGCACCAAACUACUUAAAUUCUUCAUGUGAUGAGACUGAGGUAGAAGAACACAUGACUCCAUCUAAAAAAGGAAACCAAAAUGGUGAAAUCUUUAGCUCAAAAGCUGGAAUAGAAAAUCAAUCCCAUGAAGAACAGUUUUCUGUGCUUAACAACUCAAAAGCUGAUGAGUUUGAUACAGACAAUGGAAGUGAUGAAAUUUUUGCAAUUCUGUCAGUUCAAGCCCCAAUUGUUGUCUCUGAAUCUUUAUCUGAAACAGAGAUCUUUGAUAGCAUAAACAAACCAGAAGAUCUUUCUGUGGCUCUUUUUGAUGCUAUUGAAACCCAUGAAGAAGAAGAAAUAGAAAAAGGCAAUGAGAUUAAUAUAUGCACUGAUGAAUCAGAUUCUAUGGUUCUUUGCACAUCAUUCAUUUCAAGACAAGAUGUAGAUAUGGGUGUUAGAUUUGAAUCAGGAAAUCAUGAAAUUAUGAAGAAAGAAUCGAAUUUUUUGGCCCUUUUGGAUGAAACAGACAUGGAUCAAGAAACAAGUUUUACUCCAGAAAUAUCAAGAGCCAAAGAAAAUUCAAGGACUCUUUUUGAUAGUUUAAAUGGAAAGGAAUUGGAGUUUUUUACACCAGAUAAAGAGAACAAGGAUCCCAAUGUUUGUUUAAUGAAAUCUUUGAGAAAAUGGAAGGAAGAUGAAUGUAAAGGAUCAAACAUCUGUGCAAUGUUGAAGGAAGCUGUCAGUGAGGGUAGAAAAGACAUUUUUGAUGUGUCAGAGUAUGAUGAUGAAAAGGGCAUUGAUUCAUCUAAUGGAGGGGAAAAGAAAAGAUGGAAUAUGAUACUAGACACUAAUACCCUUCUUCACAAAGAGUCUUUAAAGCAUUUGAAACUCCUACAAGGCCUCAAAGGGACUCAACUUUUCAUACCCAAAAUCGUGUUAAAGGAACUAAAGGAAAUAAAGAGGCAACAUGAUCAUGAUUUGUUCAACAUAACUACAAAAAAGGUUUCUUUAGCAUUGAAAUGGAUUGAUGAAUGUAUGAUGACUACAAAAUGGUGGAUUCACAUGGAAGAUGAUGAAAUUGAAACAGAAAUUAAAGUUCUUGAAACUGCUAUUCAGUUAUGCAAAGAAAGUAAAGAUAGAAAGGUUAUCAUUCUUAGCAAUGAUGUUUCACUCAAGAUCACAUCCAUGGCAGAAGGAAUUAUGUGUGAAGAAGCAGAAGAGUUUUAUAGGAGCUUGGUGAAUCCAUUUUCAGAGAGGUUUAUGUGGAUUGGGAGUUUGGGAAGAGGACUUACUUGGUCAUGUGUAGAUGAUGAUGUUUUGAGAGAAAAAUAUUUGGGAUUUGGGGUAAAUGUGUCAAAUAGGUUUAAGGGUUUGAAGUUUUUGGCACAUUUAACAACUUUAUAAAUACUUUACUUGUGAUUUUUCCUGUCAUAUGAUGAUUCAUGUAUCAUUAGUUUAUGAUUCAAUCUAUCUCUAGUGGUUUGAAUUUGAUGGGCUAAAUGCAAGAAGAUAAAGCCUUGUAUUUUCAAUUUGUAGUAUAUAGCAAGCAUCCUACUUCAUUUCUUGUA
Messenger RNA from Lactuca sativa (garden lettuce), 2352 nucleotides. RefSeq names its product forkhead-associated (FHA) domain-containing protein. Gene Ontology annotation, molecular function: protein binding. Gene Ontology annotation, cellular component: nuclear membrane. The record is from RefSeq and is a predicted model, not a curated record. Lineage: Eukaryota; Viridiplantae; Streptophyta; Magnoliopsida; Asterales; Asteraceae.